GCCAGUUCAGCGAUUGGUGUAAACAGGGUGCCCAUCAUUCUCGUCACCGCCCUCUCAUAAUGCAGCAUGGGCGAAAAUACCACCAGACCGCGAAGCGACAUUUGAGGAACAUUCUGGACUUUUAUCAAUGAUUUGGAGCGUUACAAAGUGAUGUUCCAGCAAUGCCGAUCGUGGACAAACUCAAGGAGGCGCUGAAGCCCAGUCGAAAGGAGUCUGGCGACGACAGCGACCUGAACAAGCUCUUGGCGUCGUCGGCCAAAAAGGUGCUCCUGCAGAAGAUCGAGUUCGAGCCCGCCACCAAGGGCUUCUCCUACCAGCUGGACAGCUUGAAAAACAAAUACGUGAUCCUCAAUCCCAGGAAUGAGGGCGCCGCCGGGCAGAAGGUGGCCGAGCUCCCCCAAAUCAAGAGGCAAGUUUCAGACAACACCAUCGGGGGCCAGGGUGACGGCAUUGCCGCGCCGCAGAAAAUGCUUUUCCCGCCCAACAAGCUGACACUCAAGUGGGAGCGGGUGUACAGGGUGGGAGCCGGCCUCCAAAACCUCAGCAAUACCUGCUUCCUCAACUCCACCGUGCAGUGUCUCACCUACACGCCGCCGCUCGCCAACUACCUGCUCUCCAAGGAGCACAGUCGCGUCUGCCACCAGUCAGGCUUCUGUAUGAUCUGCGUCAUGCAGAACCACAUCAUCCAGACGUUUGCCAACACGGGCAACGCCAUCAAACCAGUGUCCUUCAUCCGAGACCUGAAAAAAAUCGCCCGACAUUUCCGCUUCGGUAACCAGGAGGACGCGCACGAGUUCCUGCGGUACACCAUUGACGCCAUGCAGAAAGCCUGUCUCAACGGCUACCCAAAGCUCGACAGGCAAACGCAAGCCACAACGCUAGUGCACCAGAUCUUUGGAGGUUAUCUGCGGUCAAGAGUAAAAUGUUCCAUUUGUAAAAGUGUGUCGGACACUUACGACCCUUACCUGGACAUCGCUGUGGAGAUACGGCAAGCUGUGAACAUUGUGCGAGCCUUGGAACUCUUUGUAAAACCUGAUGUUUUGAAUGGCGAAAACGCCUACAUGUGCGCCAAGUGCAAAAAGAAAGUGCCAGCGACAAAACGGUUCACCGUCCAUCGAGCGUCAAAUGUGCUGACGCUUUCCCUCAAGAGAUUCGCCAACUUCAGUGGAGGGAAAAUAACAAAGGACGUUGGCUAUCCCGAGUUCCUCAACAUUCGGCCCUACAUGUCUCAGAGCUCGGGCGAUCCGGUUACAUAUGGUCUCUAUGCUGUUCUGGUUCACUCGGGCUACAGCUGCCACGCCGGACACUAUUACUGCUACGUCAAGGCAAGCAAUGGACUAUGGUACCAGAUGAAUGACUCCAUAGUGCACUCCAGUAACAUCAAGGUGGUCUUGAACCAGCAGGCUUACGUGCUUUUCUACUUGAGGAUGCCCGAAACCAAGAAGAAUGCGGAUGCUCACACUAGCAAACAGGGCAUGAUGAAUUCUGGGAAGAACAGCGCUUCGUCAGAGCAAAUCAAGCGGGUCAACUUGAACGGGCCGCUCUCCUCCCCGCAGGUCACAAAGAAACUGGAGCCGGCACAGCUGCGUAAGAUCCAGUCCAUGGACGGCGGUUUGGGCCUUCCGGUUGCCAGAAACGGCGUGAGCAUUCAGCCACCUCCGCCGCAGCCCCGACUCUCGGGCUGGACGUUGUCCACGAACGGCGGCGCCAAGCUUCCCGGCGGACCCGCGGUGAUCGAGGAACCCUUCAAAAAGCUGAAGAAACCAUCUCCUCAGAACCAGUCGCGCUGCGUUACGCCCACGCCGGCCAACAAUGGCGUCGGAGACAGAAAACAAGAUGGCAACAAAGGCCUCACUCCAUCUACCUCAUUCAAGUCCCUCUCUGACUCUUCGUCCGCUGACACUUCGGAGUCGAAGGAUACGGCAGGUCCUAAAAGCGCGCCGGCGGGAGGGGCUCCCCCUAGCCCUUGCAAAACCUCCAGCAGAACGGCGUCUCCAGCUAAGAGCGUGGAAGAACAGAAGCCGAAGCCCCCGACCCUCAGCAACGUUGCGUCGGAAGCCAGCGGCAGUGCCAUGUCGCCGCCCCCCGCCAAGAAGCUAGCGCUGUCAGCCAAGAAGGCUCGCAGCCGGAGUCCGAGCAGCAUUGAUACUCCGCAACGACCGUCCGGCGACCCCCCUCAUCCAAAUCACCUUAACCACCUCGCCGUCUCGCCUAACACUCACAGAGCUUCACCCCAUUCCCCGAAAAAGGACUCACCUCAGAAACGAUCGCUUCCGGCCACGCCGCCCGUCAGCCCCUCUCUGAACGGCUUCCACCGUCCCGAGCUCAAGAACCCCGAGUCCUCCCGCCGACCCCGAGAAGAAUCCAGCAGCCCUCAGACUCCAAACCUCAACCAAAAGAAAAAGCGGAGAAAGAAGCGUCCCGGCUCCGAGGCGGACGUCCCGGCAGCCGAUGUGCGGAAGAAAAAGAAAAGGCGAAAGAGGGAGCGAGAAGACGGAGAGACGCCCGCGCCGAGAGAAAGCGUCCCGUCCCAUCUGGAUCCGUCCCAGCACGAAGAGGAGGAUUGGUGCCAGGGCGGCGCGUGGAGCCUCACCUCUUGUACAGAAACCGAGGAAUCCCACCGCAAAGAAAAUGCCGCCGUGGAGGAAACGUGUCCAACCAACGGGAACCUGCGUGUAAAGAAGAGCAAGAAGAAGAAGAAGAAGAAAAAGAAGAUUGUGAUGACUGGAGAUUCGCAAGACCUAAACUCGCAAUGUGUUGGAUCAGAGAGCAUUAGCAAGACCGAUUCCGAUCCGAGCGGCGAUCUCAAGCUCACAAGGAAAGUGAAGAAGAAGAAGAAAAAGAAAAGGCUGAAAGAAGAGGUGGAAGACGAGCGUCAAUCGCUCUCGGACGGGCGUAUCGGUGACGUGGCGGAACCCCCACCCAAAAAGAUCACUGCAGGGGGUGAAAAGCCAUUGAUGCCGAGCGAAGCCUCGGUGGUGGUUUGGGACAGCCAGGUGAAGGACGGUUAUAAGCGUCGUAGGCUGGCGGAGGGUGACUUGUCUGGAGAAGCCCCCGCCCGGGUGUGCUGGGAUGGCAAAAAAAGCAGCGACGUGGUGCAGGCGCUGCUCCAGAACGCCUCAGACAAAGCAUACGGCGCCACCGUCCUUAGUUGGGACGGCGAGGUCUCCGCCGUCAGUCAAGACGCCAUCCGCGACGUCCGCCGCGCCGGGUCCGAAACUGUGAUCGACGAGUGGGACGAAGAAUUCGACACCGGCAAGGUCAAGAAAACAAAGAGCUUCAAGAGGGAGAGGCGGCGAAGCGGCAGCAGCAUCUUCCAGAAGAUCCAAGACCGCCGCAACAAGUGGUCCUUCACGCUCGGCGCAAAGCGAGCGUUGGCCGGGCGCCGCUGACACUUUGGGACUGGAAAUGAAGACGACGCCAAAAAAAACAACUUUUCCACGUUGUUCUCAGUUAUGCUUUGGGGAGUGAUGGACCACCGGUUUGUAUCUCUUGCUACAGGCGUCAUUCUUUUUCUUUAAUGCUGUUUUGUUGCAUUUUCAACACCGUUGUGCCACUGGAGCUCUUUUCGAAAAUGAUUUCUGGUUCAGUUUGUUAUAGUUCUGAUGUUUAUGUUGGACCUUAAUAUGGAGGUCCAGAAUUGUAAAUUGUGGAGGGGUUGACGUGUUGCCACAGUUUCAAUGACAUUCCCACAAAAUCCAAAUUUGGGGCCAUGGAUGAGUAGGCAAAUGGAACACACUUACCAAUAGAUAAGAAAGGCUCCGAUUCAAAAUGAAUAUGCGGUAUUUUCUGGACUAUAAGUUGCACUUUUUCUUCAUAAUUUCGCUGGGCCUGCAACUUAUACGUAGGUGCAGCUUGUUUUUUGUGUUGUUUAGGCUUUAGUUAUCCUAAAAACUUAAUGUUACGUUAAAAGAGGCCUAUUUAGCCUAUUCUACAUUUUAUCAUUACUUCUGCACUAGCGUUAAAAAGUUUGGGGUCACCCAGAAAAUGUUGUUUUUCCAUGAAAAGUCAAUUAAGUUGCAAAAUGAAUAGAAAAUAUGGUCAAGUAAUGGUUAGAAAUAAUCGUUUUAUUUCAAAUAUGUGCUUCUUAAAAUUUGAAUUUCCGCACAGUGCUGCAUUUAUAACAAUUACAGCAUUGCAGACUUUAGGCGUUUUAGAUGUUAAUUUGUUGAGGUUGUCCGGAGUAAUUUCCAGCCCAAAUAGUUCUUGCAUAACUAGCAUAACUUGUUGGUGUCUUGAAUAUAUUUUGUAUUUUGUGUGCAACUCAUUUGUGAAAUAAGAAUGACUUUUCAUUAAGGACACAAAAUUACCUUGGUGACCCCAAACUUUUGAAAUGUAGUGUAUCAUGUUCUUAGUUUCUGAUUAUUUUUUUAAAUUACCCCCCCCCCCCCCCAUGCAACCUAAAUGCCAGUGUGACAUAUAAUAUAUAUAUUAUAUGUAUGUAUAUAUAGAUACACACACACACACGUCUUUAUGUACAUGUAUGCAAUGUAUAAAUACACAUGUCUAUGUGUAUGUAUGUAUAUAUAUAUAUAUAUGUAUUCAUAUACUGUUUAUGUAAAUAUGUAUGUAUAUACUGUAUAUAUGUGUACACGUGUGUGUAUAUGUAUCACACGUGUGUAUACACGCAUAUGUAUGUAUGUAUCACGUGUGUAUACACGCAUAUGUAUGUAUGUGCAGUAUGUAUGUAUGUAUCACGCAUGUGUAUACACGCAUAUGUAUGUACAGUAUGUAUGUAUGUAAUGUAUGUAACACGCAUGUGUAUACACGCGUAUGUAUCGCGUGUGUAUACACGCAUAUGUAUGUAUGUAUCACGCGUGUGUAUACACGCAUAUGUAUGUAUGUAUGUAUCACGCGUGUGUAUACACGCAUAUGUAUGUAUGUAUCACGCGCGUGUAUACACGCAUAUGUAUGUAUCACGCGCGUGUAUACACGCGUAUGUAUGUAUCACGCGCGCAUACACGCGUAUA
Messenger RNA from Corythoichthys intestinalis (scribbled pipefish), 4970 nucleotides. It is a transcript of the gene usp36, whose product is annotated as ubiquitin specific peptidase 36. Gene Ontology annotation, biological process: regulation of apoptotic process; protein deubiquitination. Bases 162 to 3392 code for a protein of 1076 amino acids. Lineage: Eukaryota; Metazoa; Chordata; Actinopteri; Syngnathiformes; Syngnathidae. Gene Ontology annotation, molecular function: cysteine-type deubiquitinase activity. The transcript has 20 exons. The record is from RefSeq and is a predicted model, not a curated record. Gene Ontology annotation, cellular component: nucleus; cytosol.